Messenger RNA from Huiozyma naganishii CBS 8797, 1395 nucleotides. It is a transcript of the gene ORC5, whose product is annotated as origin recognition complex subunit 5. The coding region runs from base 1 to 1395 and encodes 464 amino acids. Gene Ontology annotation, molecular function: DNA replication origin binding. The transcript has a single exon. NCBI's taxonomy places the organism in Eukaryota, Fungi, Ascomycota, Saccharomycetes, Saccharomycetales, Saccharomycetaceae. The record is from RefSeq and is a predicted model, not a curated record. Gene Ontology annotation, cellular component: nucleus; nuclear origin of replication recognition complex. Gene Ontology annotation, biological process: DNA replication initiation; DNA replication.
AUGCUUACCAAUUUACCUGAAAUACUGUUUAGAGAACAGCAAGUCGCUACCCUUUCUGCAUAUAUUGACAGCAACCCAGUUCUAACACCGUAUAAUGUCUUUCUUCAAGGUUAUGAAGGUACGGGCAAAACGUACACCAUAAAUCGGCUGCUAGAGGGGAAUGAGGAGAUAUUGUAUACAACGGUCUACCCUGCGGAAUCCGUCACUCUGAAACUGCUUAUCCAAGCAAUCGCAAGAGCUACAAAAUUCACUUUAAUCGACAGAUACCCUGAUCAUUUCAAAAAGGAGGACAGGGAAAGCGAGCAACUGGAUCCCCUCAUGGUGGAGGAACCAUAUAACCUACUCUCCUUCUUUCAGCUGCUCUUCUCCAAAGUACCAGAAGUGGAGACAUUCUUACUCGUAAUGGACGGGCUCGAUUCACUGCAAGACGUUGACUACACCCUUUUAUUGAAGCUGCUGAAACUACACGAGUUGGUCGAUUGCAUACACUUGAAGACAAUCUACUGUAUACGAGAAUCAGAAUACAUUGCCCGUUACGCGUCUUUUAUGAUCCCCACCGUGGUGUUCCCCAGGUAUAACGCCGAUCAAUUGUUACAAGUUCUAAUUUCAUCGCGGUUUGAAGAUCUAGCGAUGGAUUUGGAGACAGUGGGUGUCGAUGCUCAGGCUGUGAUUGUGGUGAAUUUCAUCAAGCAGAUUGUGCAAGUGUUCCACUUGUACACUGGUAACAACCUAUGCGCACUGAAUGACCUGAUUGACUUGAAAUGGGACCAGUAUCGCCAGCACAUCGAUGAGAAAACUGCUUAUGACCCUGUCGCACUGUACAAGUCAUCAAUCCAUCUGUUUAAAGCCACCAACGAUACAUUAACCUCUGAAGAUGCACAGAUUGACGAAGAAGGUGGCCGCGAUGAGCAGACAUAUGAACUUUCUACGAUAUCGAAGUACCUUCUAAUCGCAGCAUAUUUCUGCUCGUACAUAGAGCCCAGAUACGAUGCAAGUUUGUUCACAAAGAGGAGUCAUUUGAAGUCGGGAAGAUCAUCUUAUGGUAGGAGAAAGAAGAGGAGCACAAACCCAAGAAAUUUACAACCUAACCUUUUCUUCAUCGACCGGCUGCUCGCUGUGUGGCAAGCGAUAUACCCUGUCGAUUCCACGCACCAGGCCGGGUCUCUAGCAUCAUUACUUCAAGAGAAGUUGCCUAGGGCAAAUGUCGAAGUAUUUCAAAAUUUAGCCGAACUAAGGGCCUUGAAACUAGUGUCGACGGCAACGAAUAGAAUCACAGAUCCAUUAAACAACAAAGCGAAAUGGAAAGUUAAUGUAGCGUGGGAAAUUAUCAAGGAGGUGGCACAGUCGGUUCAAUUCGACAUAGGUUCAUAUUUUAGUGGGGUUGACGAUGCGUGA